GGUCUUAAGAAACAAUGAGGUCAACUAUAAGAUCAGGUCAAAACGCUCGAGUAGAUGGGAUUGUUUUGCGGGGGAACAUGCGCUGUCCACCACACGGAACAUAUUUUGGUAUGUUUUGGGUUUUUUUGUGACACUUAAAGACAUGUACAACUUUACCUCAUCCCUGAGCGCUCAUGGAGAGCCAGCGGGUCGUAUUUUCCUGGGUUUCGCUCUUUCUCUCCUCGUGUUGUGGACGCUUUUGGGGAAUUUCACAGUUUGCGCUGCUGUUUUGCGCUUCCGUCACCUGAGAGGAAAAGUUACCAACGUCUUUAUCGUGUCUCUGGCAAUGUCUGACCUGCUGGUGGCUGUUCUCGUGAUGCCGUGGAAAGCGGCCACGGAGGUGACGGGACACUGGGCGUUUGGCUCUUUCUGCGAGUGCUGGGUGGCUUUUGACAUUAUGUGCUCCACAGCCUCCAUCCUCAACCUGUGCGUUAUCAGCUUGGAUCGAUACUGGGCUAUUUCAAACCCGUUUCAGUACGAGAGGAAGAUGAACCGUAGAGUCGCCCUUGUUAUGGUCAGCGUAACGUGGAUCGUAUCGGUGGCCAUAUCAUUCGUGCCCGUGCAGCUGAACUGGCACCGGGCAGACCUGGACACGGUCAACACAAGCAACUGGACCACGAAGGAAAUGUGUGAUUCGAGUCUGAGUAGAACUUAUGCCAUAUCAUCUUCCCUAAUAAGUUUUUACAUUCCCGUAGCAGUGAUGUUGGUCACAUACACGCGCAUCUACCGCAUUGCUCAGGUUCAAAUCAAGAGCAUCUCUUCUCUGGAGCGCGCAGGGGAGCGCGCGCAGAGCUGCAGGGCAGGUGCGCGCACCUGUCCUCUCCAACACCGCGCGAUAAGAGAAACCAAACUCUUUAAAACUCUGUCCGUGAUUAUGGGGGUGUUUGUGUGCUGCUGGUUCCCGUUCUUCGUCCUGAACUGUGCGGUUCCGUUCUGUCACAAGCCCAAAUGUGUCAGUGAAGCAACUUUUGACGUGUUCGUGUGGUUCGGCUGGUGCAACUCAUCGCUCAACCCGAUCAUUUAUGCUUUCAACUCUGAUUUCAGAGAUGCUUUUGCUCGACUUCUGUGCUGCCAUGGCUUGUGCACCAAAACACCUCUUGGUAUUCAGUGCAAGGAUCCAGUGUCCACUUAUAACCAGGGCAGCUCUGUUAACACUAUGGAGGUCGGUUAUGUCAGUUUGCACAGGGUGGACAACGAAAUGCAACGUCCAUUGGUGGAGCUGCAUAUGCUUAGAGAUGAGAGCGAGGUUAAGCAUAUUAACUCAGAAGAUGCAUGUCAAAAUAAAUGACUUUUAGGCGUAGGGGAGACCGGGGCAAGUUUUCACACUUAAUAUUUCUCAGGUUGCAUUUUUGAAAGUCCAUUUCUGUAUAGGCACAUAUUUAAUAUUUUAGCUACAAAAAAAAAACUUUAAAAAUGUCCAACAUAAAAUUCAGCAACAUUAAAUGAAGAACUUAAAGGGAUAGUUCACCCAAAAAUGAAAAUUCUGUCAUCACUUAUUCACCCUCAUGCUGUUGCAAACAAUUUUGACUUACUUUCUUCUGUGGAACAUAAAAGAGAAUAUUUUGAUAAAUGUCUACACAAUGGAAGUCAAUAAUAACCAAAACUGUUUGGUUACCAAAAUUAUUUAUAAUAUCUUCUUUUGUAUUGUGAAGAAGAAUUAAAGUAAUAUAUGAUGAGUAUGAUGACAGAAUUUUAAUUUUUGGGUGAACUAUCCCUUUAAGAAAAUGAAAAGAAUGGUUUGUAUCUUGUGUGUUUGUGAACUUACACCAGAAUAAGAACUUACACCUCUUGAAAGUAAUUAUAUAUAUAUAUAUGUAUAUAUAUAUAUAUCAUACAUUUGUCUUUAAGUUUUCAGUUAAUCUCCCUUCAGUUGACUCUUAGCAUAAUCCCAGUGUGAUUCUAUUGUGUUACCCAACAGCUAUAAUUUGGAAGAUGGAAUACAUAAAAAUAUCCUAAAUUAUGACAGAUUUGAACUAGGUGGUUGAAACCAAUUGCAUCUAUACAUCAAACUCUUCAAGUUCCUUAGAUAUAACCCUUGUGACAACUUCCUGUGUCUCCCCAUAGUCUACUUUUUUGUUUACUGAUUUGCACAUAUUUGAAGAUGACCACAAAGGUCAGGUUAUCGCAUCUGUGGCCACAGAAGCAGGUCUGAGGUUUUAAUAGACCGGAUGCCAAAGAGCUUGACGAGUCCCAAGUAUCGUUUUCCAUUAGGCACGAGUGCACAUCGUUACUUCCUUUCAUAAAUAAUUAGUUGGCUGCAAUCUCCACUCAAGGAAUGUUACAUUUCAGUGUGCAAGAGCUUUCAGACUAUAGAUUCUGUUUGGCAUGCUAAAGUGCAUUGAGCAUGUUGAUGCUUGCAGGAUCUGGUAUUUGAAGAAAAUGGUAUUUUAUAGGCUCAUAAGUACAUAAUAAUCAGGUAUAUUCUAUUAAUUAGACUUUAGAAUAAGGUUGGACAUCCUGCUCCCUCUAUUAAACAUACUACUCAUAAUUCUUCUUGAUUUAUGUUCAAUUAAAUUAUUAAUUGCAAGCACCAAAUUGUAAGCACCAAAUGUCAUUUAAUAUGGGUUUUCCUGUAAAGGUUGCACAGAGCAGCAUUUCCUGAGCCUUGGGAGUUUUUUAAGGACUCAUUGGGCUGGAGUGCAUUCACAGCAGGCAUGUUACGUAUGUAAUUAAUUCACAAUGAGAGGUUUCAGUUGGCUCACAGCAAUGAAUAAAACAUUGAAAGGCAAUGCCUAAUCCCUUAAAAACCUUAAACAAACUGAAAAAUGAGAAUUGUUUACAAAUGUUGAUUUUAAAAUGACAAGUGUUAAACUACAACAGCAUGACUGUUAUGUUUACAUGCAAACUCAGCAUAAAUGCAUUUGUGGGUAAAUCACUGCUCAAAUUUGUUGCUGAAUGGAAAAGUGUUUAAAAUUGAUGGCCCCUGUAGCUAAAAAUACAUCUUCUGUCCGUCCUUGAUGUCUUCAUUCUUGAAGCACAUCCAGCCCCUGAGGCUUGCUUUAAUUUUGGAAUCCACAGGGAUGUUUGUCUAUUGAGAUUGUUAAAAAGAGCCAUGAUGGAGCUGCUAAGAACAAGCUCAUGCUUCUUUUUAUCUAAACUCAGAUCAGAUCAGACUCAGGCUUAAUUUCUUUCAGUGGCUGGGGAGUAACAAUGUAACAAUUAAAAUCCUUAUAGGUCACAAAAUAUUUGGAUAAUUAAAGGGGUCCUAAUAUUUUUUUACAUGUUCACUUUUCUUUAGUGUGUAAUGUGGCUGCUUGAGCUUGAAAAAUGUUUACAAAGUCCACUUCAAUGGGAGUUAUUCUCGAUAUCAGCAAGCACUGUUUCCGACCUGGCCCUGUUUACACCUGGUAUUAAGAUGCGUUUUGGUCAAUCGGAUGACAAGUGGACGACGUUAAAUACAGGUGUAAACGGGGUGUAAAACGUUUUGAGCUUGUUCACUUUCGACCACUUCCAGAGGUAGUCGAAAACACAUUCGACUGGAUUGCUUUUGAAGUGUAAACGCUUAUGUGCUUGAAUGUGUUUGAACAGCCACUAAAGACUGCCUACUCUCCGCCUGACCUAAUGCAUAAACAUUAUGGAAAGCACGCUAGCCAGACGGGAUUUAAACUUUGUCAGCUGAAGAACCAAGUUUGGUUUGAAGAAGAAAAAUGU
Molecule: messenger RNA, 3690 nt
Organism: Ctenopharyngodon idella (grass carp)
Lineage: Eukaryota; Metazoa; Chordata; Actinopteri; Cypriniformes; Xenocyprididae
Product: D(1) dopamine receptor
Biological process (GO): adenylate cyclase-activating adrenergic receptor signaling pathway
Cellular component (GO): membrane
Molecular function (GO): G protein-coupled receptor activity
Source: RefSeq, a predicted model, not a curated record